CCAAGCACGCGUUGCACUCCGUCCGACAACUUGCCGCAACAUUCUUAGCGUAAAAGUUACCGUGGAUGGUUUACUCUAUGUAAUUUGCUGGUUUAAGUUGAAUUUUCUACAAUUUUCCUUCGAACAUCAUUGUGCCAACGACUUUUAACUUAACUCGAACUACGACUGUGCUUGAUUUUAAGUAGCGAUGUGUUUCGCGGAUGUUACCGCUAAAGGUAGUGAUGGGAAAACUUUGCGAAAUGGAAUUAUUCCAACCCCAGAGUUCAAUUGUAUGUACUUGAGUUCACUAACAGUACAUUAUCAAGGUAGUAAGUAAUAUUAUGUAGAUAUUAAAUUGUGCUAUACUGUGUAAAACAUUGAUACAAUUACAAACCACAAACUAUUCUCACCGUAUUGAUUUACUUUUCUAUUAAUACCUGUUACGGGUGGAUGUUGCUAAGUGUAUAAUAUUAUGUUAUUUUUUCAAAAUAUUUUGACUGGUUGACUGAUACUAGAGUGCAUAGUGAAUCUGCGUGGUAUCACCAUUCAGUCUAUUUUAUGUCGCAAAGCAGUUUCUGAUACAAGUACUUUUAAUUACGCUAUCGACAGUUUUAAGAAAUCUUGCGUAAUAUUCUCAAAUAAAUGGUAUUUGUUGUCGUGCAAUAAUCUGCAAGCAAUUUGUUUAUUAUUUUCAAAAAGUAUUUGAAUUUGGCGCUUAAAAUGUUAUUGUCAAAACAGCAAUUUUGCUACACACGUGGAGCUAAUUAAAUUUAAUUAAAUAGAAUUUUUACAAGACUUCCCUGAAUCAUUAUAGCCAUUUAUAGCCUGUCUAUUCAAAUUGAAACGUGCUAAUGUGAAUAAUUGAAGAAAAUGAAUAGAAACUACAGUAGAAGAACCGCGGAACUCCACGAUGAACACUGCUGCGCGGCCAAUGUCAGCGGUAACUUUCGACGCAGCUCAUCAUUGCGGCUGCGCGGCGAAAAGAUGGUACAGCGUUCACCACUUUGCACAAGGAAGUUGAUUCCAAUAAUCACGGAAAACACGCCACAAAAACAACGCAGCGAUGGUUCUCGACUCCAAGAGCCGGGUCAUCGCCAGCGGAGUCAUUCAUUUAAUUCAAAUGCUCAGCAAAAGCCCAAAAAGUCCUGUUUAAAAACACAAGAUGCUUGUAUAGAUCGAAACUUGAGCAUGACUGAUUCUGCCCACACACCACCAGGGUCACCUGAAGACUUACCUGAUGAUGAAUCUCUGCAUAGCUAUGGGAGUGCAGCUACAGCUGCCUCUGUUGAUGCUGGGUAUGCUGCGUUCAAUGGGACCACAUUCAGUGGCAGAUCAAUGCGCUAUGUUUUGCAUUGCUCAUCUCAUGCAGGUUUGGCAGGUGAUGAAUAUCUGACUCCUACACAGAGAGCUCAAAAGCAAAUCCGUCGGCUUAAAAGUAUGCUUAGUCAAGCAAAGAGAGACCUGGAUAAAAAAGAUAGUGAAAUAUUCCAACUAACAAAAGAAGUAGUUGAACUACGUCUUUAUAAAACAUCUAUAUGCUCACCUGACGAAAAAUCAACCUCUAGUGAAAUAGUUACUAUAAGGGAGAAUGCUGAAGAUGCAUUACAUAAUCAAUCAACUUCUAAAUGUGAAAAAUCUUGUAGAAAUUUUGAUGUUAUUGACAGCCCAUUGUUUAAAGAUGAAACACCAACAAGAUGUCGCAAUGAAAUGCAAGGUUCGUUCACUGAUUCUGGACAUUUUGAUGAUCUCACAAACUCAUCUUUACACUCUAAAGAAUCUGUUCAUAUGCUUACACAUGAAGUCUCUUGCAUGACUGAUAUAAAGAAUGCAGAGGAGGAAAGACAUAGUUUGAUUGCAUUUUAUGAGAAAAAAAUUGAGGAUGUUGUUCGCUCUCAUGUUGGAGAAACACAAGAACUUAAAAAAGCUCAUAAUGACAAAGUAGAAGCCUUACUCCAGAAAUUGGCUGAUGUUAACACACGGUAUUGUGAAUUGCUACCUAAUUAUGAACAAGCAAAGGAAAGAAUUCAUUCCUUGGAAAAACAACUGGAAGAAGCAAGUAAGCAGUUAGAGGAUGAAGAUGGUAGAAACCGUUCAAUGUACUUGCAGAUGUACAACAAAGGUGUAGAAGCUGCUAAGUUUGAAAUGGGGAAGGAGAUUGAACCUGGAAUGUCACAAGGGCAAAUGAGCCGAGUUUCGGUGGAAGAGCUACUGGAGCAAUUACAGAUUACGCAGACUGAGCUCGAGAAAAUCCGAGACACGGCAUUCACUGAGGACCGAACGGCAAAAUCACAAGUACUGCUAAGUGCAAAGGAGGCUGUUUCUUUAUGGGUCCUAGGAGCUCGAAAGGCAAUGUACCGUCGCAUUGUCGAGGCGCAGAAAGGUAACAAAAACAACAUCGAUCCCGAAGUGACUCUCCAGUUUCUGAAAUCUGCCAUCUACUACUUCUUGACAGAUCCUGAAAACCAUCAAGGACAUCUAAACGCUAUAGAAAAUAUACUGGGAUUUACUGAAGCCGAAAAGAAAAAUAUUCGCAAGGCAAGAUCGACUUAGACUGCUAUGAAAGUACUUAAAUUAAAUGUCUUUUACAAGAUCUUUUUUGUUAAUUUCUACUUAAGUUCUUGUAUUAGUUAGUAGUAAGAAACAAUGCAGCUAGACGUCCGAGUGAUAUAGAUAAUAUGCACUUAAUAAUAAGUCACCUUUAAAGCAUAAUGAUUUUACACAUAAUAAUAGUUUUAGUAAUGGUGGUUAUUUUUGUUUUGUUGGGGGUUUUAUCGAAUUUAUUUUAUAAGAUAAAUUUCAAAUUGUGAUUUUUAUUAUUGUUAAGCGCCAAAGAAUCAAGUUCCCUUUAUUGUGCAAUUGUUGUGACUAGUUUCACAAUAAAAGCUGCGACUAUACGUUCCUUACAUGUUAGUGAUAUCUUUUAUGUUUUUUCUUUUUAUUUUUUAUAAAUCUUGUUUUAUUUUCAUUGUUAAUUUGCAUGCUGGUCAGCAAAUGACAUACUUUUUUGUUAUUAAUUUUAUGCGUAUGUACUAUAAUCACACGGUCUACAAAAUGUAGAGCUUUAUAAUUUAAAUUUUAUUGUUUGUAAAUAACCAUUAUGAGUAAAGAUUCACGGCGGAAAAUGUUUUCUUUUAACCCGUUUAAAUUACAAAUUAAUAUUAAACAAAAUCCCGUGAAUGUGUACUUUUAGUGUUUAUUUAUUUUAGAUAUGUGUUAUAAGAGGCUAUCUUUCGGGAUAUGAAACGCUACUUAAAUAAUCUUGCCUGAGGUAAUAAUAUUACUGCUGUGAUUGAUUGUUGUAACAUUGUUUAGGCUAAUAAAGUGCAAAUUAAAUUGAUUUAUCAACUUAAGUUGGUAAUUCUUUUACCAUCUCAGUUAUUUCUUUUUUUUACUAGGCAUUUGAAAAACAUUGCAAUUUCAAAAAUUUUAACUAUCUUAUUUUGCUAUAAAAAAAAAUUCAGUACUGUUCCAUGUUUUUCAAUAACCUAGUAAGAGAUUUAAACAAAUCUUAACGAAUCAGUAUAAUUUGCAACUAGAAUUUUAAUUUAUCUCUUAAAAGCAUACUUAGUAGCUAAGUAAAUGUUUUUCUAAUUUUAUCUUUCCGUUCAUUGAUUAGUGAUAUUUAAUAAGGCUAAUUAAAUUACCUUUGCGUCCUAUAGUUAUAUGAAAGCUUAUACCUAGUAAUGUAAUAGGUAUAUUUAUUACUGUAUUUUAGUACAGAUACAACAUACGACAUGCACUAGAUGAAUAGAUAGAAGAUAAUUUCUGUGACAUGAUUUGCUUGCCGUUGUUCCAAUUAAUUAAAGGAUAUAUAAAUACA
This is a messenger RNA of Bombyx mori (domestic silkworm), 3799 nucleotides long. Its product is annotated as protein quick-to-court. The transcript is spliced from 8 exons. Lineage: Eukaryota; Metazoa; Arthropoda; Insecta; Lepidoptera; Bombycidae. The record is from RefSeq and is a predicted model, not a curated record. Bases 850 to 2529 code for a protein of 559 amino acids.